AUGGCGCGGGAAGAGUCUCUCUUACCUCCCCGCCUGUCCUCCGAUGGCUCAUCGAUUCGAAAUGACGAGGAGGACUACGCUCUUCUGACCGGCGAGCGAACGACUCAUCAAGACAAACGACGAGCCUGGCCUUCCUGGCGGGAAAUUGGAGUAUUUUCCUGGGCCCUUGUUGCAACAAUUUUGGUCAUUGUGCUGGCCGCGAUCUACCCACACAAGUCAGCCGAGCCUCACAACCAUCUUGCGUCAAACACGACCUGGGGCCCUGGAGGCAAGCCGACAGGCAAGCGGAACAUGAUCUUCAUGGUGUCUGAUGGCAUGGGACCUACCAGUCUCUCGCUGACUCGAAGCUUCCGGCAAUACACGCACGAUCUGCCAUUCGAUGACAUUCUGGUCUUGGAUAAACACUACGUUGGGACUUCGCGAACACGGUCAAGCUCUAGCUUGGUGACAGACUCUGCGGCUGGAGCGACGGCUUUUUCAUGCGGUCGCAAGAGCUACAAUUCUGCUAUCUCGGUGCUUCCCGACCACUCGCCUUGUGGAACUGUGCUGGAGGCCGCUGCGUUGGCGGGCUAUAAGACAGGUCUGGUUGUGACCACUCGCCUGACGGAUGCGACCCCAGCAUGCUUCGCCGCCCAUGCCAAUUUACGGAACUACGAAGAUCUGAUCGCUGCCCAAGAAGUUGGUGAACACCCUCUCGGUCGGGUGGUAGAUCUUCUGCUUGGCGGUGGGCGAUGCCAUUUCUUGCCCAACUCACAGGCUGGCAGCUGCCGUUCGGAUGAUCAUGAUUUGGUCAAGGUUGCUUCUCAGAAUGGAUUUGGCUAUAUUGAUGAUCGUGCUGGCUUCGAUAGCCUCAAGGGCGGCGAUAAUGUCAGUUUACCGCUGCUAGGUCUCUUCGCUAGCGGGGAUAUCCCGUAUGAGAUUGAUCGACGCACUCAGAAUGAUAUCUAUCCCUCUUUGGAGGAGAUGACUCGCACUGCCUUGAAGGCCUUGAGCAAGGCCACCGAGGACAGCGAGCAAGGGUUCUUUAUCAUGAUCGAGGGCUCUCGCAUCGAUCACGCCGGCCAUGGCAAUGAUCCUGCCGCCCAGGUUCACGAGGUACUGGCAUACGACAAGGCAUUUGCUGCCGCGCUCGAGUUCCUAGAGAAUGACUCUACUCCUGGUGUGAUUGUGAGCACCUCCGACCACGAGACUGGUGGUCUUGCCGCGGCACGACAGCUGCACAAGAGCUACCCGGAGUAUUUGUGGCUUCCGAAUGUCCUGGAAAAGGCAAACCACUCCGGCGAAUACCUUGCCGCUCAACUGAAGGAAUAUCUUUCUGGGCCAGGAAAGGACGCCGAGGAUUUGAGUAAACAGUCUUGGAUCCGGCAAACUCUCAAGGAUGGGCUUGGCAUCGAUGAUGCUUCAAAGGAUGAAGUGAAUACCUUGCUCCACCCGGACCCCGAAGUCACUACGGCAUACGUAUUUGCGGACAUGAUCAGCCGUCGCGCUCAGGUUGGCUGGACUACUCAUGGACAUUCUGCUGUUGACGUCAACAUCUACGCUUCGUCUACCAAGGAUGCCUGGCCAUUGGUUGGCAACAACGAGAACACCGAUGUGGGAGACUUCCUUGCUGAUUAUCUUGAUCUCAAUGUCGACAACGUCACGAAGUUGCUACAGGAUACUAAGUCUGGAAGUGACUGGAUGGGCGAUCGCCUGGGCUUGAAUUUCCAUGCCGAGGGACUAGACACUUACCAUGGAGACUUCAGGAAGCGAUCUGCCGAUGAUUGUGGAUGUGGUGCUAUCCACUAA
Molecule: messenger RNA, 1788 nt
Organism: Penicillium roqueforti
Lineage: Eukaryota; Fungi; Ascomycota; Eurotiomycetes; Eurotiales; Aspergillaceae
Product: alkaline phosphatase
Exons: 2
Coding region: 1-1788 (595 amino acids)
Biological process (GO): dephosphorylation
Cellular component (GO): fungal-type vacuole membrane
Molecular function (GO): alkaline phosphatase activity
Source: RefSeq, a predicted model, not a curated record